Molecule: messenger RNA, 789 nt
Organism: Cryptococcus wingfieldii CBS 7118
Lineage: Eukaryota; Fungi; Basidiomycota; Tremellomycetes; Tremellales; Cryptococcaceae
Product: 20S proteasome subunit alpha 3
Exons: 5
Coding region: 1-789 (262 amino acids)
Cellular component (GO): nucleus; proteasome core complex; cytosol
Source: RefSeq, a predicted model, not a curated record
AUGGAGGCCAUCUCCCACGCCGGUACCGUCCUCGCCGUCCUCUCCAAGGAGGGUAUUGCUCUUGCUGCUGAAAAGAAAGUGACUGGAAAGCUACUCGAUCUGUCCUUGGCUCCCGGAGCUGGCGUUGGUGGAGAAGGGACAGAAGCAUGGAUGGGAGGUGGUGGAGAGAAAAUCUUCCUCCUCAACAACAACAUCCUCGCCGGUUUAGCUGGUAUCACCUCUGACGCUAACUCGCUUGUCAACUUUGCCCGUAAUAGCGCUCAGCAGCACUUGUUCACGUAUGAUGAAGAUAUUCCAGUCGAGAUGCUCGUGCAGAGACUGUGUGACAUGAAGCAGGGCUAUACCCAGUUUGGUGGUCUCCGACCCUUCGGUGUCGCUCUUCUCUACGUGGGUUGGGACCCCCUCUACGGGUUCCAGCUCUACCAGUCUGAUCCUUCCGGCAACUAUUCUGGAUGGAAAGCUACCUGUGUCGGCGCAAACCACUCAUCGGCGACAAGUUUGUUGAAGCAAGACUACAAGGAGGAUCUGAGUUUGGAGGACGCAAAGGCGCUUUGUUUGAAGGUGAUGAGCAAGACUAUGGACUCUACCAAGUUGAGCAGUGAGAAACUUGAGUUCGCGACCAUGACUCUUGACGGCAAGACCCAGCAGCCCUUAGCCAAGAUCUUCCGUGCUUCCGAGCUUGACGAGCUCCUCCAGAAGCUCGAGCUGGGAGGUACCCAAGAGGAUGUGGCGGCUGAGGGGACUGGCGGUGGCGGCGGUAGUGAGGGUAACGUGGCCAUGAGCACAUAA